AUGAAGGCCCAACCGGCGGGCCGACGGUCCCUCGACGCCAGCAGCCCCACAACCACAGGGCAUGGCUUCUACGCGCUCCCCAAGAGAAUCGCGGCACCGGAUGCGACGAAUCGGGAGAAAGAGGAGCUCGAUCGCUCGCCCCCUCCUGUCACCACCAUCGUCAAUCGCCUCCAGGCCCUCAAAUCGACCGUCGUCUCGCCUCAACUCUGCCGCUACAUCGACGUCGUCAAAUCAAAGCAUGAUCGACUGCUGUUCGUAUCGGAGCACUACAGCGGGUCGCUGUCCAAGGAGCUCUUCAUCAAACAUCAUCACACCAAGGGCGGAUUCGAGGAGGAGCUCCUGGGCUCCUACGCCUUCGACAUCCUGCGCGCGUUGGCGCACCUGCACGACGCGGGCGUCACCCAUCGCAACAUCUCCUCGGCCAACGUCCUACUUGACCCGCAGGGCGGCAUAAGGCUGGCCGACUAUGGGCUCCAUUUCUGCACGAGGCCCAGCAAGAAAACGCCAAACUAUUUUGCGCCGGAGCUCAUCGCCACGGGCUUCACCACGCGCACCUCGCACACCUUCUACGAUCAUCCAUCGAGCGACAUCUGGGCCUUUGGCAUUCUCUUCAUCGAGCUCACGCAAGGCCAGCUGCCCUGGCACGAGCUAGGCAAGGAUGUGCGAGCGAUCACGCGUGCGAUUUUGGAUCUCUGUGGUCACGAGGACUCAGAACUCGAGGACGAGGAGGCGCGAGCGGCCCUGGCCGCUGCGUCCACAACACCGCUCCUCUCCUUUGGUAGCAGCGGAUCUCCAGACCUGUAUGCGGCGUCGUAUGAUCCGUUCAAGCGGCAGAACAAGGCGCUCAUGCAGAAACGACACAAACUCAAGCUGGAGGACUGGCUCAAGGAGCGCAAGGGAUUCACUGAGCUCAGUGACGGGCUGAAGGAGAUCCGGAAGCGAUGGCUCAAGAAGCCCUUCCUCAAGUGCAGCCUGCUCAAGGUGGUCGACAUCGACGCCCUUCUCGCAGGCAGCCAAGGCCCGGCCGCCGAAAGUGAAACAGAUGAGGAUGAUGUGGUGUCGACCAAGAAGAAGAACAAGCCGCAGCACCAACAAGACAGCAGCGUGACGGCUGCGGCGACUGUGGUGGAUCCGUUGGGCAAGGAACCGGUGGAGGAGAUCUACCACUUUUGGAAGCUGGCGGGCGGGGACAUCGAGACGGAGCUGGCCUCGGAACUCAGGACGCGGCCGCCCAUCCUCCGGAUCCCUCGCGUCGUGCCCAUCGUCGUGCGCGCGGCCGGCAAGGACGGCGCCGCCGCGACCGACAACGGAGCGACGCCGCCUACGACGGCGGGGGCGGCCGAAGUUGGCAAGCCCAAGCCCAAGCAGAGAGGAGCGCUCGAGCUGCUCUACAAAGACGACAUCAUGCCCAUCUUCUUGCACUCCCUCCCUCACUCGCCGACGCGCGUGGAGGAGUGGAAGCGGGGCAAGGGCAAGUAUGUGCCCAUGGAGCUCCGCGAGAAGGACAUCGACUACCAGCGCCACCGGGUCAAGGUCUUCCGCGAUCUCCUCCAGCGGCUGCUCGACACCGAAGGCCUCAAAGUGGCCAAAGGGCGGCGUAUUGAUCCACGGCGAGAGGCGGUGGUGCGGGACAUCGUGCGGGCGGCGGCGAUCGACAUCCCGCAGGUCCUGCGGGCCGAGGUGUGGACCGUGCUGCUGGGCCUGCACGAAAAGUCUGACGAUGAGCGUUCCUACGACGCGCUGGACAAGGAGGGCGAGGGUCCCGCCGACCGGCAGAUCGAUCUCGACAUCCCGCGGUGCCACCAGUACAACCCGCUGCUCGCCUCGCCCGAGGGCCACCGCAAGCUGCGACGGCUCCUCAAGGCCUGGGUCUUAGCCCAACAGGGCCACCAGGUCUACUGGCAAGGACUGGAUUCGCUGCUGGCGCCGUUCCUGACGCUCAAUUUUGAACGCGAGGCGCGGGCCUACUGGUGCCUCCACUCGCUCACGUCGCGCUACCUCCCCAACUUCUUCCUGCCCGACAACACCAUCCCCCUCCAGGAGCACCUCGCCACCUUCCGCCAGCUCCUCGCCUACCACGACCCGCAGCUGGCGACGCACUUGGCCGAUGUGGGCUUCCAGCCGGACCUGUACUCGAUCUCGUGGUUCCUCACGCUCUUCGCGCACAUCUUCCCGCUCGACCAGGUCUACAAGCUGUGGGACGUGCUGCUGGUCCACUCGCCCGCGCUCACUCACUUCAUCGCCGUCGCCAUCCUGCACCAGCUGCGCACCACCCUCCUCCCGAUGGACUUCAACCACUGCAUCAUCCUCUUCAGCGGCGGCGGCUCCGCCCUCAUGAGCAUUGAUUUGGAGUCGACGGUGCGGCGGGCGCUGGCGGCCUUCCGAGCGACGCCGCCCUCGAUCUACACUCGCAAGCACAUCGAACCUGCGCCCGCCGCGCUCCGGUGGUGGGAGCAGCGCAUGCCCCUCGACGCGCUCGCCAAGCGCAUGGCCCCCUCCCUCUCCCUCGAGGACUUGGUGUCGUUCCGCGAGCCGCCGGUGGUGAUCGACGUGCGCGCGCCGGAGGCCUUUGCGCGCGCCCGGUACCCCGGGUCGGUCAACGUGUCGCCCCGCGUGCUCGAGUUCUCUUCCCUCAACGCCUAUCGCGGCAGACCCGUCGUCGUCAUCGCCGAGAAGGGCGACACCGGCUAUCAGUUCGCCAACCGGUUGGUGCGAGCCUUUUUCCCGUUGGUGUCCACGCUGGCCGGCGGCAUCGACGUGCUCGUCGCCGACGCCACCACUGUGCUCGAGAUUGACUCGUAA
This is a messenger RNA of Acanthamoeba castellanii str. Neff, 2802 nucleotides long. Its product is annotated as TBC domain containing protein. Gene Ontology annotation, molecular function: ATP binding; GTPase activator activity; protein kinase activity. The record is from RefSeq and is a predicted model, not a curated record. Lineage: Eukaryota; Discosea; Longamoebia; Acanthamoebidae. The transcript is spliced from 20 exons. Gene Ontology annotation, biological process: protein phosphorylation; activation of GTPase activity. Bases 1 to 2802 code for a protein of 933 amino acids.